Molecule: messenger RNA, 1741 nt
Organism: Boleophthalmus pectinirostris (great blue-spotted mudskipper)
Lineage: Eukaryota; Metazoa; Chordata; Actinopteri; Gobiiformes; Gobiidae
Gene: gpr143
Product: G protein-coupled receptor 143
Exons: 9
Coding region: 116-1366 (416 amino acids)
Biological process (GO): melanosome organization; regulation of calcium-mediated signaling; G protein-coupled receptor signaling pathway
Cellular component (GO): plasma membrane; melanosome membrane
Molecular function (GO): L-tyrosine binding; L-DOPA receptor activity; dopamine binding
Source: RefSeq, a predicted model, not a curated record
CCGUGAUUUCUCAGAGUUAGGUCAUGGACUCAACCCGAUUCCUCUUUUUUCUUUUCCUUUUCUUCUCUCUUCUGACACGGUAGCCCACUUCGGCCCAGGCCGCGGUGCGUGCGUAAUGGCGUCUCCCAGAUUGGAGACGUUCUGUUGCCCGAACCGGGACCCUGCGACCGACUUUGUGGUAACUUUCCAGCCUGUCCUUUUCGUAGCUUUAACUUUAGGAAGCGCUGUGUUCAGUGCCAUUUCAGCUAUCAUACAAAUUUUGCCAAAACGCAAAGGAUACAGAAGACUUGGACAGAACCCUCUGCCUCGACCUGCCUCCUCUUCAAGAAUCCUCUUCAUCAUCAGCAUCUGUGACAUUCUGGGAUGCGCAGGUAUUAUAUUAAGGUCCUGCGUUUGGCUGGGUGUACCCAACAUCAUUGAAGAGAUCUCAAUGGCGAACAACACUAAAGUGUGGCCGGAGGUCUUCUGUGUCAGCAGUGCAAUGUGGAUCCAGUUGUUCUUUAGCGCCUCUUUUUGGUGGACUUUUUGUUAUGCUGUUGACGUAUUUCUGGUGGUGAAAACAUCAGCAGGGAUCAGCACCAUUAUCUUGUAUCACAUGAUCACUUGGGGUCUGGCAGCUCUGCUUUGUGUUGAAGGCGUGGCCAUGCUCUACUAUCCAUCCAUCUCGGAUUGUGAGCAGGGCCUGCAGCAUGCCGUGCCCCACUACGUCACUACUUAUGCGCCAAUGCUCCUGGUCCUCAUAGUAAACCCUGUGUUCUUUAGCCGAACCACAUCCGCAGUUACAUCUUUACUGAAAGGUCGUCAAGGAAUAUACACAGAGAAUGAGAGGAGGCUAGCCAAUGAAAUCAAAAUGCGUUUCUUUAAAAUAAUGCUGGUUUUCUUCAUAUGCUGGCUGCCCAACAUCAUCAAUGAAUGUCUGCUCUUCUAUCUGGAGAUGCAGACGGACAUCAAUGACAGCACUUUCAGGAAUAUCAGGAAUGCUGCUCUAAUCACAUGGUUUAUAAUGGGUAUCCUAAAUCCGAUGCAGGCCUUCCUCAACACUCUGGCCUUCCACGGUUGGACUGGGUGCCACAUUGACCUGAGCCUGCAGAGGAGGAGAGAGCUGACCUGGGACUCAGUGUCUACGUCAGCCCCAAACACAACAGGCCAUAACACUCUGGAAGGGACCACCUUGCUGUACCAGAGCCAUGUGCAGGAUGUGAAGAGGAACAUGGUCAGUAAUGGGCAGCACCAGUCCGAUGCCAUCAGUGUGCUGUCUGAAGGUUCAGAGUCUAGUACAAUUGAAAUCCACAUUUCCAGUGAGCUACGAGAGUAUGAAGACAUAGAUGCUGAUGGAGAAUCCUUGGGGACCUCUGUAAGACAUUAGCUGGGUCCAUCCCUCAUCACUGCUGUGUGCCUUUGUGCCUUGUGUUCUGCUAUAUUAUAAACAAUAGUAUAGACAUUAUAGAAAUUAGAAAAGAAAAUGUACUUUACAUAUCAGAAUGUAUCUUCAUUAGAAGAAUUCUAUAGAGUUCUCUUUAAGUCCCAUUAGCUCAACAUUCAGAGCUUUACAUAUCAUAUUAAAAUGGUUACUUGAAGACAAUAUUGUCCAUGGCAGUGGUAUAAUCUAUGGUGAAAGUGCAAUAAGAUGAAAAAACACUUUACACUACAUUGUUGUAUUCACUAAAUAUGUAGGUAGGUUAUGUUUUUAUGUUUUUUCUUAUGUAAUGUUCAUUUAUAAAUAAAAACACAAACAAGACAA